Puma concolor (puma) is the source of this 14713-nucleotide messenger RNA. The record is from RefSeq and is a predicted model, not a curated record. Lineage: Eukaryota; Metazoa; Chordata; Mammalia; Carnivora; Felidae.
AUGGCAACUAUGGUUCCACCAGUGAAACUGAAAUGGCUUGAACACCUGAACAGCUCCUGGAUUACAGAGGAUAGUGAAUCUAUUGCUACAAGAGAGGGAGUUGCUGUUCUGUAUUCUAAACUGGUCAGCAAUAAAGAAGUAGUACCUUUGCCCCAACAAGUUUUGUGCCUCAAAGGACCACAGUUGCCAGACUUUGAACGUGAGUCUCUUUCAAGUGAUGAGCAGGACCACUAUUUGGAUGCCCUUCUUAGCAGCCAGCUAGCACUAGCGAAGAUGGUAUGUUCAGAUUCCCCAUUUGCUGGGGCACUUCGAAAACGACUGCUUGUACUCCAGCGUGUCUUUUAUGCACUUUCUAAUAAAUACCAUGACAAAGGCAAAGUGAAACAGCAGCAGCAUUCUCCGGAGAGCAGCUCUGGUUCAGCAGAUGUCCAUUCUGUUAGUGAACGUCCCCGGUCAAGCACUGAUGCACUUAUAGAAAUGGGUGUUCGAACUGGUCUAAGUUUAUUAUUUGCACUUCUAAGACAAAGUUGGAUGAUGCCUGUGUCAGGACCUGGUCUUAGUCUUUGCAACGACGUUAUUCAUACUGCAAUUGAAGUUGUCAGCUCUUUGCCACCAUUAUCUUUAGCAAAUGAAAGCAAGAUUCCUCCAAUGGGUUUGGACUGCUUAUCACAAGUGACAACAUUUCUUAAAGGAGUAACUAUUCCCAAUUCUGGGGCAGACACUUUAGGUCGCAGAUUAGCUUCUGAGUUGCUACUUGGUUUAGCAGCUCAGCGAGGCUCUUUGCGGUACCUUCUUGAAUGGAUAGAAAUGGCUUUGGGGGCUUCAGCGGUUGUAAAUUCCAUGGAGAAAAGCAAACUACUAUCAAGCCAGGAAGGAAUGAUCAGCUUUGACUGCUUUAUGACUAUAUUAAUGCAGAUGAGGCGUUCUUUGGGUUCAUCUGCUGAUCGAAGUCAGUGGAGGGAACCAACCAGAACAUCUGAUGGCUUGUGCUCACUCUAUGAGGCAGCUUUAUGUCUCUUUGAAGAGGUUUGCAGAAUGGCUUCUGAUUACUCAAGAACGUGUGCUAGCCCAGAUAGCAUUCAGACUGGUGACACUCCCAUUGUCUCAGAAACCUGUGAGGUCUAUGUUUGGGGGAGCAAUAGCAGCCAUCAGUUGGUGGAAGGCACACAGGAGAAAAUACUACAGCCCAAACUGGCUCCCAGUUUCUCUGAUGCUCAAACUAUUGAAGCUGGGCAAUACUGCACUUUUGUUAUUUCUACGGAUGGCUCUGUCAGAGCUUGUGGUAAAGGCAGCUAUGGAAGACUGGGCCUUGGAGAUUCUAAUAAUCAGUCCACUUUAAAGAAGUUAACAUUUGAACCUCACAGGUCCAUUAAAAAGGUUUCAUCUUCUAAAGGAUCUGAUGGUCACACUUUAGCUUUUACAACAGAAGGAGAAGUCUUCAGUUGGGGAGAUGGUGAUUAUGGGAAACUGGGACAUGGAAAUAGUUCAACACAGAAAUAUCCUAAGCUUAUUCAGGGCCCUCUGCAGGGAAAGGUAGUUGUUUGUGUGUCUGCUGGAUACAGACAUAGUGCUGCUGUCACAGAGGAUGGUGAAUUAUACACAUGGGGUGAAGGAGACUUUGGAAGAUUAGGUCACGGUGACAGUAAUAGCCGUAACAUUCCAACAUUAGUGAAAGACAUUAGCAACGUAGGAGAGGUUUCUUGUGGCAGUUCACAUACUAUUGCUUUGUCUAAAGAUGGGAGAACUGUAUGGUCUUUUGGAGGAGGAGACAAUGGCAAACUUGGCCAUGGCGAUACUAACAGAGUGUAUAAACCUAAAGUUGUUGAAGCUUUACAAGGAAUGUUCAUUCGCAAAGUUUGUGCUGGGAGCCAGUCUUCACUUGCUUUAACAUCAACAGGGCAGGUCUAUGCUUGGGGCUGUGGAGCUUGUCUGGGUUGUGGUUCUUCAGAAGCUACUGCUUUGAGACCCAAGCUUAUUGAAGAACUGGCUGCCACAAGAAUAGUUGAUAUUUCUAUUGGAGACAGUCAUUGUUUGGCUCUUUCUCAUGAUAAUGAAGUUUAUGCCUGGGGCAAUAAUUCAAUGGGGCAGUGUGGCCAAGGAAAUUCCACGGGUCCUAUUACUAAACCAAAGAAAGUGAGUGGCUUAGAUGGCAUAGCUAUUCAGCAGAUUUCUGCUGGAACUUCACAUAGUCUGGCAUGGACUGCUCUUCCUAGGGAUAGACAAGUUGUUGCGUGGCACCGACCUUAUUGUGUAGAUCUUGAAGAGAGUACCUUCUCACACCUGCGUUCUUUCCUUGAGAGAUACUGUGAUAAAAUAAACAGUGAGGUUCCCCCACUCCCUUUCCCUUCAUCAAGGGAACACCACAGUUUCCUCAAGCUGUGCCUGAAGCUGCUUUCAAAUCACCUUGCUCUUGCGCUUGCGGGAGGGGUAGCUACCAGCAUUCUUGGGAGACAGGCAGGUCCACUUCGAAAUUUGCUCUUCAGACUGAUGGAUUCAACUGUCCCAGAUGAAAUUCAAGAGGUGGUAAUUGAAACUCUGUCAGUGGGAGCAACCAUGCUAUUACCGCCAUUACGAGAACGUAUGGAGUUACUUCAUUCUCUUUUGCCCCAAGGACCUGAUAGAUGGGAAAGCUUAUCUAAAGGACAGAGAAUGCAACUGGAUAUCAUUCUGACAAGUUUACAAGAUCAUACCCAUGUAGCUUCCUUACUUGGCUAUAGCUCACCUUCUGAUGCUGCUGACCUCUCUUCUGUUUGUACUGGCUAUGGAAACCUGUCAGAUCAACCUUAUGGCACUCAGAGCUGCCAUCCAGACACUCAUCUGGCUGAAAUUUUGAUGAAAACUCUCUUAAGAAAUUUAGGAUUUUAUACAGAUCAAGCAUUUGGAGAGCUAGAAAAGAAUAGUGAUAAAUUUCUACUUGGAACAUCAUCUUCGGAAAACAGUCAGCCUGCUCAUCUUCAUGAACUCCUGUGUUCACUGCAGAAACAACUGCUGGCAUUUUGCCAUAUCAAUAACAUUAGUGAGAACUCAAGCAGCGUGGCAUUGCUUCAUAAACACCUUCAGCUCUUGUUGCCUCAUGCCACAGAUAUUUAUUCACGUUCGGCAAAUUUGCUCAAGGAAAGUCCUUGGAAUGGCAGUGUUGGAGAAAAAUUAAGAGAUGUGAUAUACGUCUCAGCUGCAGGGAGUAUGCUCUGCCAGAUUGUUAACUCCCUACUGUUACUCCCUGUGUCGGUGGCACGGCCUCUCUUGAGUUACCUCCUCGACUUGCUGCCACCUCUUGAUUGCCUUAACAGACUCCUGCCAGCUGCCGCUCUUUUAGAAGACCAAGAGUUACAGUGGCCUCUUCAUGGAGGACCGGAACUGAUUGAUCCUGCCGGCAUGCCGUUACCUCAGCCAGCUCAGUCCUGGGUGUGGCUUGUGGAUCUGGAAAGAACGAUUGCUCUCCUUAUUGGGCGGUGUCUUGGUGGUAUGCUUCAGGGCUCCCCUGUGUCUCCAGAGGAACAGGACACCGCAUAUUGGAUGAAAACACCACUUUUUAGUGAUGGUGUAGAAAUGGACACCCCUCAGUUAGAUAAAUGUAUGAGUUGCCUGCUAGAAGUAGCUCUUUCGGGAAAUGAAGAACAGAAGCCUUUUGAUUAUAAACUGCGGCCUGAAAUUGCUGUCUAUGUAGACUUGGCAUUGGGUUGUUCAAAAGAGCCUGCUCGAAGUCUUUGGAUAAGCAUGCAGGAUUAUGCUGUUAGUAAAGAUUGGGACAGUGCAACUUUAAGUAACGAGUCACUCUUGGACACUGUGUCUAGAUUUGUUCUUGCAGCCCUUCUGAAACAUACAAAUUUACUUAGCCAAGCAUGUGGAGAAAGCCGAUAUCAGCCUGGUAAAAGCUUGUCAGAAGUGUACCGUUGUGUGUACAAAGUUCGAAGUCGUUUACUUGCUUGCAAGAACCUUGAACUUAUUCAGACCAGGUCAUCAUCACGAGACAGAUGGAUCUCGGAAAACCAGGACUCUGCAGAUGUUGAUCCUCAGGAGCAUUCGUUUACCCGGACCAUUGAUGAAGAAGCUGAAAUGGAAGAACAGGCUGAGCGAGACCGGGAAGAGGGGCAUCCCGAGCCAGAGGAUGAAGAAGAAGAACGGGAACAUGAAGUGAUGACAGCUGGCAAAAUCUUUCAGUGUUUCCUCUCAGCCCGUGAAGUAGCUCGUAGCCGAGAUCGAGAUAGAAUGAACAGUGGGGCAGGGUCUGGGGCUCGAGCUGAUGAUCCACCUCCCCAGUCUCAGCAAGAGCGAAGGGUCAGCACAGACCUUCCUGAGGGUCAGGAUGUGUACACCGCUGCCUGCAACUCUGUGAUCCAUCGGUGUGCCCUGUUAAUAUUAGGAGUAAGUCCUGUGAUUGAGGAGCUUCAGAAGCGGAAGGAAGAAGGACAGUUGCAGCAGCCUUCAACAAGUGCCUCUGAAGGGGGUGGACUUAUGACCAGGAGUGAAAGUCUUACUGCAGAGAGCCGGCUAGUCCAUGCAAGUCCAAAUUAUAGACUGAUCAAAUCGAGGAGUGAAUCUGAUUUGUCUCAGCCUGAAUCAGAUGAAGAGGGUUACGCGCUGAGUGGAAGACGAAAUGUUGAUUUGGAUUUGGCAUCAUCUCAUAGAAAGAGAGGUCCUAUGCACAGUCAAUUGGAAUCCUUGAGUGACUCUUGGGCUCGCCUGAAACAUAGCAGAGACUGGUUAUGCAACUCCUCUUAUUCCUUUGAGUCUGAUUUUGAUCUUACCAAGUCUUUGGGAGUUCACACUUUGAUCGAAAAUGUUGUAAGCUUUGUGAGUGGAGAUGUGGGGAAUGCUCCAGGUUUUAAAGAGCCAGAGGAAAGUAUGUCUACGAGUCCCCAGGCCUCUAUCAUUGCAAUGGAACAGCAGCAGUUAAGGGCAGAACUACGUUUAGAAGCACUUCACCAGAUCCUCGUUCUUUUGUCUGGGAUGGAGGAAAAAGGAAGCAUCUCUCUGACAGGAAGCAGAUCAAACUUGGGCUUCCAGUCAUCCACACUGCUCACGUCUGUGAGGCUGCAGUUUCUAGCAGGGUGUUUUGGUUUAGGCACUGUGGGACAUGCAGGAGCCAAAGGAGAGAGUGGCCGAUUGCAUCACUAUCAGGAUGGGAUCAGAGCAGCUAAAAGAAAUAUUCAGAUUGAAAUCCAGGUGGCUGUGCAUAAGAUUUAUCAACAGUUGUCUGCUACCCUAGAGAGAGCUCUACAGGCAAAUAAGCAUCACAUUGAAGCCCAGCAACGUCUCCUUUUGGUUACAGUUUUUGCUCUGAGCGUUCACUAUCAACCAGUGGAUGUUUCUUUGGCAAUUUCCACUGGUCUGCUAAACGUAUUGUCGCAGUUGUGUGGUACAGACACCAUGCUGGGACAGCCUCUGCAGUUACUGCCAAAGACGGGUGUUUCUCAGCUUAGUACAGCUUUAAAAGUGGCUAGUACAAGAUUGCUCCAAAUUCUAGCUAUCACUACAGGGACUUACGCUGAUAAACUGAGCCCCAAAGUAGUUCAGUCCUUGUUGGAUCUACUCUGUAGUCAGUUGAAGAAUUUGUUGUCCCAAGCUGGUGUACUACUUAUGGCCUCUUUUGGAGAAGGGGAAGGAGAAGAGGGUGAAGAAGAAGAAAGAAAAGUUGACUCCAGUGGAGAAACUGAGAAGAGAGAUUUCAGAGCUGCUCUUAGGAAACAACAUGCAGCAGAACUGCAUCUGGGGGAUUUUUUAGUUUUUCUUCGCAGAGUUGUAUCUUCAAAAGCAAUUCAAUCAAAAAUGGCUUCCCCAAAAUGGACAGAGGUGCUUCUAAACAUAGCAUCUCAGAAGUGUUCUUCAGGUAUUCCUCUUGUUGGUAACCUAAGAACAAGGCUCCUUGCACUUCAUGUCCUUGAGGCUGUGCUACCAGCUUGUGAAUCUGGCGUAGAAGAUGAUCAAAUGGCUCAGGUUGUUGAACGCCUCUUUUCCCUUCUGUCGGACUGUAUGUGGGAGACACCCAUUGCUCAGGCCAAACAUGCUAUUCAGAUAAAGGAAAAAGAACAAGAAAUAAAGUUACAGAAGCAGGGAGAGUUAGAGGAAGAAGAUGAGAAUCUUCCUAUACAAGAAGUAUCCUUUGAUCCAGAGAAAGCUCAGUGUUGUCUAGUGGAGAAUGGACAGAUUUUAACUCAUGGCAGUGGAGGAAAAGGAUAUGGAUUGGCAUCAACUGGAGUAACUUCUGGAUGCUAUCAGUGGAAGUUUUACAUUGUGAAGGAAAACAGAGGUAAUGAAGGCACGUGUGUUGGAGUUUCUCGCUGGCCAGUACAUGACUUUAACCACCGUACUACCUCCGAUAUGUGGCUGUACCGGGCCUACAGUGGUAACCUCUAUCACAAUGGAGAACAGACUCUGACGUUGUCCAGUUUUACUCAAGGAGAUUUCAUUACCUGUGUGUUAGACAUGGAAGCCAGAACCAUUUCCUUUGGGAAAAAUGGAGAGGAACCCAAAUUGGCUUUUGAAGAUGUGGACGCAGCAGAGUUAUACCCGUGUGUAAUGUUCUAUAGUAGCAACCCAGGGGAGAAGGUGAAAAUUUGUGAUAUGCAAAUGCGUGGGACACCACGAGACUUACUUCCAGGAGACCCUAUUUGUAGUCCAGUAGCAGCAGUGCUGGCGGAGGCCACUAUUCAGCUUAUCCGUAUCCUUCACCGAACAGACCGUUGGACUUACUGCAUUAACAAAAAAAUGAUGGAAAGGCUGCAUAAAAUUAAGAUAUGUAUUAAAGAGUCAGGUCAGAAGCUAAAGAAAAGCCGCUCGGUUCAAAGCCGAGAGGAAAAUGAAAUGAGAGAGGAGAAGGAAAGCAAAGAGGAAGAGAAAGGUAAACAUAAUAGACAUGGCCUUGCUGACCUCUCAGAGCCGCAGCUGAGGACCCUUUGCAUAGAGGUGUGGCCUGUGCUGGCAGUGAUAGGAGGAGUUGAUGCUGGUCUUAGAGUUGGAGGUCGGUGUGUUCACAAGCAAACUGGGCGCCAUGCCACGCUGCUGGGAGUGGUCAAAGAGGGCAGCACGUCUGCUAAGGUCCAAUGGGAUGAAGCAGAAAUUACCAUCAGCUUCCCAACUUUUUGGUCGCCUAGUGAUACUCCAUUGUAUAAUCUGGAGCCCUGUGAACCAUUGCCUUUUGAUGUGGCGCGAUUCCGAGGCCUGACGGCUUCUGUGUUGCUGGACCUCACAUAUCUGACUGGUAUUCAUGAAGACAUGGGCAAACAGAGCACCAAGCGACAUGAAAAGAAACACCGACAUGAGUCUGAGGAGAAAGGAGAUGUUGAGCAGAAAACCGAGAGUGAAUCUGCUUUAGAUACGCGAACAGGCUUAACAUCCGAUGAUGUCAAAAAUCAGGGUACCACAGCCUCCAAAUCCGAAAACGAAAUAGCUUCAUUUUCUUUAGACCCAACACUGCCAAGUGUGGAAUCCCAACAUCAGAUAACAGAAGGAAAAAGAAAAAAUCACGAACACAUAUCCAAAAACCAUGACAUAGCCCAAUCAGAAAUCAGAGCAGUCCAACUGUCCUAUCUCUACCUCGGUGCUAUGAAAUCACUUAGUGCUCUUCUUGGCUGUAGUAAAUAUGCUGAGCUGUUGCUGAUACCAAAAGUUCUGGCUGAAAAUGGCCAUAACUCAGACUGUGCAAGCUCUCCGGUUGUUCAUGAAGAUGUGGAGAUGCGAGCAGCCUUGCAGUUCCUGAUGCGACACAUGGUGAAGCGAGCCGUCAUGCGGUCGCCCAUAAAGAGAGCGUUGGGAUUAGCUGAUCUGGAACGAGCUCAAGCCAUGAUCUACAAAUUGGUGGUCCAUGGGCUCCUGGAAGACCAGUUUGGGGGCAAAAUUAAGCAAGAGAUUGAUCAACAAGCUGAAGAAAGUGACCAAGCCCAGCAGGCACAAACACCAGUUACCACUAGCCCAUCAGCCUCGAGCACAACUUCCUUUAUGAGCAGCUCGCUGGAAGACACCACGACUGCCACCACUCCAGUCACUGACACAGAAACAGUACCUGCAUCUGAAUCCCCAGGAGUGAUGCCACUUAGUCUUCUCAGGCAAAUGUUCUCUAGUUACCCAACUACCACUGUACUUCCCACACGUCGUGCACAGACUCCUCCAAUAUCAUCGUUACCAACCUCUCCUUCUGAUGAAGUAGGAAGAAGGCAAAGCUUAACUUCUCCUGAUUCCCAGUCAGCAAGGCCAGCUAACCGCACAGCCUUGUCAGACCCAAGCAGCAGACUCUCAACUUCUCCUCCUCCUCCAGCAAUUGCAGUACCCUUGCUGGAGAUGGGGUUCUCUCUCCGGCAGAUUGCCAAAGCCAUGGAAGCCACAGGUGCUCGAGGAGAGGCUGAUGCCCAGAACAUCACUGUCCUUGCCAUGUGGAUGAUAGAGCACCCUGGGCAUGAGGAUGAGGAGGAACCCCAGCCAGGCAGCACAGCUGACUCAAGACACGGAGCAGCUGUCCUAGGCAGUGGUGGGAAGUCAAAUGAUCCCUGUUAUUUGCAGUCACCAGGAGACAUACCAUCAGCUGAUGCUGCUGAAAUGGAAGAAGGCUUUAGUGAAAGCGCUGAUAAUCUGGACCAUGCAGAGAAUGCAGCUUCUGGAAGUGGACCACCAGCUAGGGGUCGCUCAGCAGUAACAAGAAGGCACAAGUUUGAUUUAGCUGCUCGCACAUUGCUAGCAAGAGCAGCGGGGUUAUACCGCUCUGUGCAGGCCCACAGGAAUCAAAGUCGGAGAGAAGGAAUAUCUUUGCAACAAGACCCAGGGGCGUUGUAUGACUUUAAUUUAGAUGAGGAAUUGGAAAUUGAUCUUGAUGAUGAAGCAAUGGAAGCUAUGUUUGGACAAGACCUGACCAGUGACAAUGAUAUUCUGGGAAUGUGGAUCCCAGAGGUACUGGAUUGGCCUACCUGGCAUGUUUGUGAGUCUGAAGACAGGGAAGAAGUGGUGGUGUGUGAACUGUGUGAGUGCAGUGUCGUCAGCUUCAACCAGCACAUGAAGAGAAAUCACCCAGGCUGUGGGCGCAGUGCAAACCGCCAGGGCUAUCGCAGCAACGGCUCCUAUGUGGAUGGCUGGUUCGGUGGUGAAUGUGGGAGUGGAAAUCCAUACUACCUGCUCUGCGGCAGUUGCAGGGAAAAGUACUUAGCCCUGAAGACCAAAUCCAAGACAACAAGUUCUGAAAGGUACAAGGGACAAGCUCCAGAUCUAAUUGGCAAGCAGGACAGUGUGUAUGAAGAAGACUGGGACAUGUUAGAUGUUGAUGAAGAUGAAAAGCUAACAGGUGAAGAAGAAUUUGAAUUACUUGCUGGACCACUUGGUUUAAAUGACCGACGCAUUGUACCAGAACCAGUUCAGUUCCCUGACAGUGAUCCCUUGGGAGCAUCAGUAGCAAUGGUAACAGCUACCAACAGUAUGGAAGAGACUCUAAUGCAAAUAGGUUGCCAUGGCUCUGUAGAAAAGAGUUCCUCUGGAAGAAUAACACUAGGUGAGCAGGCCGCUGCCUUAGCGAACCCUCACGACCGGGUGGUGGCUUUAAGGAGAGUGACUGCUGCUGCUCAGGUUCUUCUGGCAAGAACCAUGGUAAUGAGAGCUCUGUCUCUUCUCUCGGUCAGUGGUUCCAGCUGUAGCCUGGCUGCUGGCCUGGAGUCUCUGGGGCUUACAGAUAUCCGAACACUGGUUCGGUUAAUGUGCUUGGCCGCAGCAGGGAGAGCUGGCCUUUCUACCAGCCCUUCUGCCAUGGCAAGCACCUCAGAACGCUCACGAGGCGGGCACAGCAAGGCCAGUAAGCCCAUCUCUUGCCUGGCCUAUCUGAGCACAGCAGUGGGAUGUCUGGCAUCAAACACUCCUAGUGCUGCCAAACUCCUGGUGCAGUUGUGUACACAGAACUUGAUUUCUGCUGCAACAGGUGUAAAUCUAACCACGGUUGAUGAUCCAAUUCAGCGAAAGUUUCUACCCAGCUUUCUCCGAGGAAUUGCUGAAGAGAAUAAGCUUGUAACCUCCCCAAACUUUGUUGUAACUCAGGCCCUUGUGGCAUUACUAGCAGACAAGGGGGCCAAACUGAGACCUAACUAUGAUAAAUCUGAAGUUGAAAAGAAAGGCCCUCUGGAGCUGGCUAAUGCCCUGGCAGCCUGUUGCCUCUCCUCCAGGCUGUCCUCACAGCAUAGGCAAUGGGCUGCUCAACAGCUUGUGCGCACUCUUGCUGCACAUGACCGCGACAACCAAACUACUCCCCAAACACUCGCUGAUAUGGGAGGAGAUCUCAGGAAAUGCUCCUUUAUCAAGUUGGAGGCUCAUCAAAACAGAGUGAUGACUUGUGUUUGGUGUAAUAAAAAAGGACUUUUGGCUACAAGUGGCAAUGAUGGUACCAUCCGGGUAUGGAAUGUUACUAAGAAGCAAUAUUCACUGCAACAAACCUGUGUGUUCAACAGAUUAGAAGGAGAUGCUGAGGAGAGCCUGGGGUCACCCAGUGAUCCAAGUUUCUCACCUGUUUCCUGGAGUAUCAGUGGCAAAUAUCUAGCUGGGGCCUUGGAAAAGAUGGUGAAUAUUUGGCAAGUUAAUGGAGGUAAAGGAUUAGUAGAUAUUCAGCCUCAUUGGGUAUCUGCCCUGGCUUGGCCAGAAGAGGGUCCAGCUACAGCCUGGUCAGGAGAGUCUCCAGAAUUAUUGUUGGUGGGACGGAUGGAUGGCUCUCUAGGACUGAUAGAAGUUGUUGAUGUAUCCACCAUGCACCGUCGAGAAUUGGAACAUUGCUAUCGAAAAGAUGUGUCUGUAACUUGCAUUGCUUGGUUCAGUGAAGACAGACCAUUUGCAGUAGGAUUUUUUGAUGGAAAAUUGUUACUGGGAACGAAGGAACCACUUGAGAAAGGAGGCAUUGUUCUAAUUGAUGCACAUAAGGAUACUCUUGUUAGUAUGAAGUGGGACCCAACAGGUCAUAUUCUUAUGACAUGUGCCAAAGAAGAAAAUGUGAAACUCUGGGGGCCUAUUUCAGGAUGCUGGCGCUGUCUACAUUCACUCUGCCAUCCAUCUAUUGUAAAUGGCAUUGCUUGGUGCAGCCUCCCAGGGAAAGGAUCCAAAUUGCAUUUACUGAUGGCUACUGGCUGUCAGAGUGGCUUGGUAUGUGUUUGGCGUAUUCCACAAGAUACCACACAGACCAGUGUGACUAGUUCAGAAGGAUGGUGGGACCAGGAGUCAAAUUGCCAGGAUGGAUAUAGGAAAUCAGCCGGAGCCAAAUGUGUUUAUCAGCUGCGGGGACACAUCACCCCUGUCCGGACUGUUGCCUUUAGUUCUGAUGGGUUGGCCCUCGUGUCUGGUGGACUAGGUGGGCUCAUGAACAUUUGGUCUUUAAGGGAUGGCUCUGUCUUGCAAACUGUAGUGAUAGGCUCUGGAGCUAUUCAGACCACAGUAUGGAUUCCAGAUGUCGGGGUAGCUGCUUGCUCAAAUAGAUCGAAGGAUGUUUUGGUCGUGAAUUGUACAGCAGAAUGGGCUGCCGCCAAUCAUGUUUUAGCAACCUGUAGGACAGCACUGAAACAGCAGGGUGUUCUGGGAUUAAAUAUGGCUCCCUGCAUGAGAGCAUUUCUGGAGCGGCUACCCAUGAUGCUUCAGGAGCAGUAUGCCUAUGAAAAGCCUCAUGUGGUUUGUGGCGAUCAGCUUGUUCAUAGCCCCUACAUGCAGUGUCUGGCUUCCCUCGCUGUGGGACUGCAUUUGGAUCAGCUGUUAUGUAACCCUCCAGUGCCACCACACCACCAGAACUGCCUCCCUGACCCAGCAUCCUGGAAUCCAAAUGAGUGGGCCUGGUUAGAAUGUUUCUCAACCACCAUAAAAGCUGCUGAAGCCCUGACCAACGGAGCACAAUUUCCAGAAUCUUUUACUGUUCCUGAUCUAGAGCCUGUUCCAGAGGAUGAGCUUACAUUCCUAAUGGAUAACAGUAAAUGGAUUAAUGGCAUGGAUGAACAAAUUAUGUCUUGGGCAACAUCCAGACCUGAGGACUGGCACUUGGGAGGUAAAUGUGAUGUCUACCUGUGGGGUGCUGGCAGGCAUGGACAGCUUGCAGAAGCUGGAAGAAAUGUUAUGGUACCUGCAGCAGCUCCCUCAUUCUCACAGGCCCAACAGGUCAUAUGUGGUCAGAAUUGUACUUUUGUCAUCCAGGCCAAUGGCACAGUGUUGGCUUGUGGGGAAGGAAGUUAUGGCAGAUUGGGGCAAGGAAAUUCAGAUGACCUUCAUGUGCUGACAGUUAUUUCAGCCUUACAAGGAUUUGUGGUGACCCAGCUGGUGACAUCUUGUGGUUCUGAUGGUCACUCAAUGGCCCUGACUGAAAGUGGUGAGGUCUUUAGCUGGGGAGAUGGCGAUUAUGGCAAACUCGGCCACGGGAACAGCGACAGGCAGCGGCGCCCCAGGCAGAUCGAGGCCUUACAAGGAGAAGAAGUGGUGCAGAUGUCUUGUGGCUUCAAGCACUCAGCAGUGGUAACUUCAGACGGCAAACUGUUCACUUUUGGGAAUGGUGACUACGGUCGUCUGGGUCUUGGAAACACCUCUAACAAAAAACUACCAGAGAGAGUGACUGCACUGGAGGGAUAUCAGAUUGGACAGGUGGCCUGUGGUUUAAACCACACUUUGGCAGUAUCAGCAGACGGCUCCAUGGUGUGGGCUUUUGGAGAUGGGGACUAUGGAAAACUAGGCUUAGGAAAUUCUACUGCAAAAUCUUCCCCUCAGAAAGUUGAUGUCCUUUGUGGAAUUGGAAUAAAAAAGGUUGCUUGUGGAACUCAGUUUUCUGUUGCAUUAACCAAAGAUGGUCAUGUGUAUACCUUUGGUCAAGAUCGCUUGAUAGGCUUGCCAGAGGGGCGUGCUCGCAAUCAUAACCGACCACAACAGAUCCCUGUGCUGGCUGGAGUGGUCAUCGAAGAUGUGGCAGUUGGAGCUGAGCACACUCUUGCUUUGGCAUCAACUGGAGAUGUGUAUGCCUGGGGGAGCAAUUCAGAAGGGCAGCUUGGCUUAGGCCACACCAACCAUGUUCGAGAACCAACCCUGGUAACAGUCCUGCAAGGGAAAAAUGUCCGGCAGAUCUCAGCUGGCCGCUGCCACAGUGCUGCAUGGACAGCGCCACCUGUCCCGCCAAGAGCACCCGGUGUGUCGGUACCUCUGCAGCUGGGCCUGCCCGAUGCGGUCCCCCCCCAGUAUGGGGCGCUGAGGGAGGUGAGCAUUCACACUGCAAGGGCCAGGCUCCGGCUGCUCUACCAUUUCUCUGACCUCAUGUACUCAUCCUGGAGGCUACUGAACCUCAGCCCCAACAACCAGAACAGUACAUCCCAUUAUAAUGCUGGAACAUGGGGCAUUGUACAGGGACAGCUUCGGCCUUUGUUAGCUCCAAGGGUCUACACUCUGCCAAUGGUGCGCUCCAUAGGGAAAACCAUGGUUCAAGGCAAAAACUAUGGACCUCAAAUUACUGUGAAGAGGAUAUCAACCAGAGGACGGAAGUGUAAGCCCAUCUUUGUUCAGAUAGCAAGACAAGUAGUAAAGCUGAAUGCAUCAGACCUCCGUCUGCCCUCACGAGCGUGGAAGGUUAAGCUGGUUGGUGAAGGGGCGGAUGAUGCUGGGGGAGUGUUUGAUGACACGAUCACAGAGAUGUGCCAGGAACUUGAAACUGGUAUUGUUGACCUUCUUAUACCCUCUCCCAAUGCUACUGCAGAAGUGGGCUACAAUAGGGAUAGGUUCCUUUUUAACCCCUCUGCCUGCCUUGACGAACACUUAAUGCAGUUUAAAUUCUUGGGGAUCUUGAUGGGGGUUGCCAUUCGCACAAAGAAGCCUCUGGACCUCCACUUGGCCCCUUUGGUGUGGAAGCAGCUGUGCUGUGUCCCACUCACCCUAGAAGACCUGGAGGAGGUGGAUCUGCUCUACGUGCAGACCCUCAACAGCAUUCUUCACAUUGAAGACAGUGGGAUUACCGAGGAAAGUUUCCAUGAGAUGAUUCCUCUUGAUUCUUUUGUUGGCCAAAGUGCUGAUGGCAAAAUGGUUCCCAUAAUCCCUGGUGGAAAUAGUAUCCCACUGACAUUUUCCAACAGGAAGGAGUAUGUGGAGAGGGCCAUUGAAUAUCGACUUCAUGAGAUGGACCGACAGGUGGCUGCAGUCCGAGAAGGGAUGUCCUGGAUCGUCCCUGUGCCGCUGCUGUCCCUCCUCACGGCAAAGCAGCUGGAGCAGAUGGUGUGUGGGAUGCCCGAGAUCUCCGUGGAAGUUCUGAAGAAAGUGGUGCGGUACCGGGAGGUGGACGAGCAGCACCAGCUGGUGCAGUGGUUCUGGCACACGCUGGAGGAGUUCUCGAACGAAGAGCGGGUGCUUUUCAUGAGGUUUGUGUCUGGAAGAUCUCGACUACCAGCCAACACUGCUGACAUAUCUCAGAGAUUUCAAAUCAUGAAGGUUGAUAGGCCUUAUGACAGUCUGCCUACCUCACAGACCUGCUUCUUCCAGCUGCGGCUGCCCCCCUACUCCAGCCAGCUGGUCAUGGCCGAGCGCCUGCGCUAUGCCAUCAACAACUGCCGCUCCAUCGACAUGGACAACUACAUGCUCUCGCGGAACGUGGACAACGCCGAGGGCUCCGACACCGACUACUGACCGCGCGGGGGGGCCACCAGCCCCUUUUCUCAGUGAUGCUCACUUCCAGUUUCACGUGGAUACACUUUUAUGGUAACUACAUAGAUGUUUUAGGAACAUAAACCGACAUUACAAACAGUGGCCACAU